AUGGAAUCGUACGAAGGUGGCGGGGCAGCAGCCUACAUCGCAGCCUUGAAAAGUCUUAUUCAGACGCAUCCGAGCAUUGUGGCCGUUGGCGAAUGUGGUCUUGACUAUGAUCGACUGCAAUUUUCUCCUGCUGACGCACAGCAGCGGUGCUUUGAGCUUCAACUUCAGCUCGCACGGGAAGUGCAGCUCCCUCUGUUUCUGCAUUCACGCGCUGCUCAUGCGGACUUUAUCCGCAUUCUACGACCACAUCUAACAGCACUCCGGCAAUGCACAGACGACCACAAUCCCUCUGCACAGAGCCGUGGGAGUGUGGGUGUCGUCCACAGUUUUACUGGCUCCCUUGAAGAAAUGCAAGAGCUCGUGGCUCUGGGGCUCUAUAUUGGAGUGAAUGGGUGCUCCCUCAAGACGCAGGAAAACUUGGACGUCGUCAAGCAGAUCCCUGUGCAUCGCAUUAUGCUUGAGACGGAUGCACCAUGGUGCGAUAUUCGCCCUACACAUGCUUCGCAUGCAUAUCUCGAGGCAUUUGGCAAUAGCCAUCCCGAGCUGUAUGCGACGUAUUCACCCGCCCGUGUCAAGCCUGAAAAGUGGAAUGAAGCAUCAGCCGUCAAGGGUCGCUGUGAGCCAUGCCACAUUGGUCAGGUGGCAGCUGUGGUUGCACAGCUCAAGGGCAUGCCACUAACAUGA
Messenger RNA from Malassezia globosa CBS 7966, 684 nucleotides. RefSeq lists its product as uncharacterized. Gene Ontology annotation, cellular component: cytosol. Gene Ontology annotation, molecular function: 3'-5'-DNA exonuclease activity. The record is from RefSeq and is a predicted model, not a curated record. The coding region runs from base 1 to 684 and encodes 227 amino acids. The transcript has a single exon. Lineage: Eukaryota; Fungi; Basidiomycota; Malasseziomycetes; Malasseziales; Malasseziaceae.